Molecule: messenger RNA, 1121 nt
Organism: Sipha flava (yellow sugarcane aphid)
Lineage: Eukaryota; Metazoa; Arthropoda; Insecta; Hemiptera; Aphididae
Exons: 2
Coding region: 170-553 (127 amino acids)
Source: RefSeq, a predicted model, not a curated record
UUUAUAAAUCCCGUUGCCUUCAACAAAUGGGUUUUAAUAUAUCAUUCUACGAUUAGCAUUCGUUGAGAAAGGACGAUUAUUAUUUUGCACAUAUUUGCUGACACCUUUUUUGUAAAACACAAACAUCAUCGAAUUUGUGAGUUUAAAAGAGAUCUGGUUAAAUAUCGAGAUGAUCUGCAACUUGGGAAAGACGAAUGUGAUGGCCGCUGAAGAUAUCGAGUCAACUGGAAGAGGAUUCGUGACCAAAUAUUUUGAUGCACUGAUGGGAAAACCAAAUCCGUCGGCUUUGCGUCAGUUGUUAAACGAACAAUCUGUCUACGUAUUCGCGCAGUACGGACAUCCUGAUCAUGAGAUGUACGGCAUGUGUCUGAUCGGAUGGUUUAUAAAGCGAAUGGAAUACGGUAAAUGCACGGUGAUCGUUCGCUCGGUGGACACCUCAGCCAGACCGCACCCGGAGGAGUUCGCGGUUUCCUCGCUCUGCGAAUUAAUGCGUCCCGGGAAAGAUGUGCCGCUCAUGUUUACCCAAUCGUUUAUCAUUAAACGUGUCCCGUGAACCAGGACGGAGUUCCAGAUUGUUGAAACACGCUCUAAGUUCAACGAUGAGAUCGAAGAUGACUAUCUUCCGAAAGUCAUAUCCGUAUCCAUAAAUUGCAAGAAUAUGACAGUGAAAACAGCAGAAGUCUCCGAUAAAGUCACAGGGAGUAGUCAAAAAGCUCGAAGAUUCGAGUCCUGGGCGAACGGACGAAAUCCACAGCACGAAGAAAGUUUUCAGUAAGAAAAUCCGUGAAAAACCUCAAAGUACGUCAACGAAUCGGGAUGGAGAGUUGAAUGCUGGUAAAAUGUUGACGGCGUCGAGAACGCUAACAAGCUUAAAGAACGUGCGGAAACACACCGACGAAAAAACGAAUACAACCCUUAGAAUCAAUGGCAACACAAGUUGUGUUAAAUCCAACCGUGGUAAUGAAAUAGUUUCAAGGAAGAAGAUAGCGGAAAAUCCAAUGAUGGAAAUACAAUCCGUGAAAAAUGUACCAAAAGUCGUUUUGAAUCUAGACGAAAUAAAGACCAAAUCAGCAGUGAAGCGAAAUUACAUUAAUGUUCAAUCGAUCAAAUUUCAAAUGCCU